AUGAAUCAAACGUGCAAAGUAUGCGGUGAACCAGCGGCGGGUUUUCAUUUCGGAGCUUUCACAUGCGAAGGGUGCAAGUCCUUCUUCGGCCGCUCCUACAACAACCUGAGCUCGAUAUCCGAAUGCAAGAACAACGGCGAAUGCGUCAUCAACAAGAAAAACCGCACCGCCUGCAAGGCGUGCCGCCUCCGAAAGUGCCUGCUCGUCGGCAUGUCCAAGAGCGGCUCGCGCUACGGCCGCCGCUCCAACUGGUUCAAAAUCCACUGCCUCCUCCAAGAGCAACAGCAACAGCAGCAACAGCAACAGGCCAACAUGGCCAACAGCGCCGCCCAUCAGAAACCGCAACAGCAAAAAACGCCGCCGUUGCACCACCACCACCACCACCACCACCAGGGCACCGCAGGUCACCUCAGCAUGGGCCUGUUGGGCAUCAACUCGUUCCCGCCGCCGCUGCUCCACCUGCCCAAAACUAAAGAGGAACUCAUGCUGCUCGGCUUGGACGAAUGCAACAAGUACACCGCCUCCCCUUCGGUCAGCUCCCCGGAAUCCCACAAUUCCGAUUCGUCGGUGGAGGUGAGCGACGCCCGCCGCCUACCCUACUUCCCCGGCCUCCUGCCGCCCGCCUUCCUACCGCCGCCCGGCUUCCUCUUCCCGCCCGGCUACCCGCCCCUCUAUCCCGGCCUACUGCAGCCCGCCAACAACAACAAGCUCAUCAAGAACCGCAACCACGGCGGCGGCGGCGGCGCCGAGACGUUCAGCAAGCGCGUCUUCCUCGACGCCGUGCUGCAGAGCCAGCGAUCGCCGACGCCCGACGCCGAGCCGGCGGCGGAGCGGCGUCGCGACGACGACGACGGGCUGACGCCGAUCGAUUUGAGCAUGAAGGCGGGCAGCGAGCGGUCGUCGCCGGCGCGCAGCGCGACGCCGCCCGGCGCCGACGGCAGCGACGCCGACGAGGAGAGCGAUUGCGCGUCGGACGACGGCGGCGCGACGCCCGUCAAGCGGAUGAAGCUCGUCAGGCCGGCGCCGCUCGAUCUCACCACCAAGGCGUGAGGGGGAUUCUCCACCAAUAUAUAUUUGAUAUAAACAGUAUAUAGUACCUGAUGAUGGCGGCGAUGGAACGAUGAAACGGCGCCGCGGCGUCAGGUAUAUAGCGCGGAUAUUGUAGGUUGUUUUGUUUUGUUUUUUUUUUGAAGUUAAUUGAUUCAAAUUUGAUCGAACAAACGCUGUCACUUGUCACAAUCUAUCGUUUGACAUGUGUCAUGUAAGUCAUUUGGCUAAAUGUCAAUUUGAGCAUUCACGAAACACUUGAUUAUAGCGAAUUAUAAAAUUUGUAUAUGCGUGCGAAAUAAUAACUUUCAAUUCGACUUAAUCUUCUUCUUCUUCUUCAUCAUUCAGCCGUAUUAAUCGAGAAAAAUUAUUUCUUGAAGGUUAGUUAGUAGGUAUUCUAUAAUUUGAUUGGAUUUUACUAGAAAAAAUUUCACUAGAUACACUAUAACAUUAAGCCCAGACACAAAAUUUUUCACUCAUACAUUGAAAUAGAUUUCAGAUGGUUAAAAUAUUUUAUGAUUAAAUAUUGUGAGCCCUUAAUUGUGAGCGACUUAAUCCUCGAUGACAACUGACAGUUAACCGUCAAUUUCGUGAAUGUCAAUAAUAGAUGUGUACAUUAGAAACGGCCUUUACCUAUUCAUUUCGUCGGUAUAAAAAGAAGAAGAAGAAGAAAAAAAAACGGCGUAGAAUCGAAUACCCCGCAGGAAUAAUCGAGUUCACGGCGCCGCAGGACGCCCGUAAUACCAUAAAUUCCGUCUAAAAUGCGCAAGCUCUCGUCCCGUUAGAUAGAAAACACAUCGUUUUCCAUCCUCACGCGUCAAUUCGUUAUUAUAAAAGAUCGUUUCUUCUUCGGCUACGGAGUUUAAUUGUCGAGUAUUGUUUUGCGAACGUGUAUAGAUCUAGAUCUCCGUGGGAACUCGACGAGCAUCCAUUGACAGGACAAUGUCGCUUCUAAUGGACGGGUUAUGACCCGUCGCAGGAGCUUUACUGACCCACUAACGACGUCACGAAUCGUUCCUCUGUCACCUGUCAACGAACGUUCGAUGUUUUGUGGAUAUAUUGACGUAUCGAAUCGUCAAAUGUCAAAUGUCAAUUUUUUGAAUAAAUGUCACUUUUUGAUGGAAGUUUGUGGGGCUAUUUAUCGACUAGGUGGUCUAAAAAUUGCCUCUAUUAAAUCGAAAAUGGUCACAAUCGGUUUCUGGUUUUGGAAAAAAUUAACAUCUGCGGUCGUGGCGUUGAAUUGAAAGUAAUUAUUUUAACCGUUUUAUUUUUUUUUUUAAUGUUACCAUUUAUGAUGAACUUCGUCCGUGUUUAUAGCGGGAAUUCGUUUUUCCAUUUGAUUCUGUGGCGAUCGAGGGGAAAACUUUUUCCGGAUUUUGUUGUUUUCCAACGAUAUUAUCGAUUAUUGUAUGAACGCAAUUAUUGUUAUUGUACAUAGUAAAUCGUUUUUUUUUUAAUUGUACAUAUUAUUUAAUUAUUUUUUUUGUAAAAUGUAUUUUCUAGUGAUAUUUAAAUGCGCUCUGUUCGAUUCUUUUUAGUAGAUAAUAAGAAAUAUAGUCGGCCAGUAUAUAAAUAUUUUAUUUAAAUAAAUGUUAUUUUAUUAUAUCUAUAACCGAACAGAGCAAUUAUUAGUAUUUUUUGUAAUAUUUUUUUAGUGCGAAGGAAUGAUAGAAACGUUUAAAUUUUACUACACUUACUCAACAAUGCCCUGUACAUAUCAAUUCAAUUUAUCCAAUAUUGGAAGUUUAGUUUUAAUUCUUGAAUUGUAUAAUUCGCAAUGCCAUUUUGGGGAAUGCCAGCAACAUAUGUCAAAUGCCAGAAAUGUCAAAUGUCAAAAUUGUCAAAUGUCAGUUGGGCGAUUCCCAAAUUACUAAACGUAUUGAAUGUGAUAUCUCUUUCUGUAACGUUUUAAUUAUUCCUUCGCGCGGCACUUUUAAAGAUUUUGGGGCUCGAAACGACCAAAAAUUCGGCAUUUAUCGACGGGCAUUUGUAAAAUAAAAACGUGUAAAUAAUACGAUUUAUUCGUCGCAUAGAAUUUUCGUCUGUUACUUUUUUUUAUAGGGGACGUGGGCCAGUUGUGAUUGCGCGUGCGUGAACGUGUAUGUUUUGUAC
This is a messenger RNA of Phyllotreta striolata, 3159 nucleotides long. Lineage: Eukaryota; Metazoa; Arthropoda; Insecta; Coleoptera; Chrysomelidae. The record is from the annotation of a GenBank genome assembly.